Molecule: messenger RNA, 744 nt
Organism: Haliotis rubra (blacklip abalone)
Lineage: Eukaryota; Metazoa; Mollusca; Gastropoda; Lepetellida; Haliotidae
Product: acetylcholine receptor subunit alpha-like
Exons: 1
Biological process (GO): chemical synaptic transmission; monoatomic ion transmembrane transport; signal transduction
Cellular component (GO): synapse; membrane; neuron projection
Molecular function (GO): extracellular ligand-gated monoatomic ion channel activity; transmembrane signaling receptor activity; neurotransmitter receptor activity
Source: RefSeq, a predicted model, not a curated record
AUGCCGUUGAAGACUUUGGGUUUUUUGUCAGAUGCAGAAGGACUCGUGUCUGUGACCAACACAGGAUUUGUCACCUGGUACCGGACGAUAAGACAGAUCACUAAAUGCUCCAUGGACAUGAGCAGGUUUCCCAUAGACAAACAGACGUGUAGCCUGCGUAUUGUUCAGAAGACAUCCAAUAGUAAUGAUGUGUUUGUGCAAGGUGGGUCAGUGAUGUCAGACUACACUUCAUUUCAAAGUCGAGGGGAAUGGAUAGAAAUGGAAAAGGGUACCAAAACAAAAACUCUUUUCCUCGGGGAAACAACAUGGAACGUAAUUUCGUUUACAUUUACCUUCCAACUGAAGCCCCUGCACUUUGUAAUCACAAGUGUCCUGCCUGUCUUUCUGCUGUCGGUUCUCAAUCUGGGCGUGUUUCUUCUUCCUCCUGAAUCAGGGGAGAAGAUCUCGCUAUGUAUCUCAGUGUUCUUGUCUUAUGCCGUCAUCCUGACAGAUAUCAAUGAAGAUCUACCCCAUUCAUUCGACUCACUUGUUACCUUCAAAGUCUAUCUUCUCACGAUGCUGUUGGUCAAAGUGAUUACUGUUUUGGCCACCGUCGCCAUCUUGAAAAGGUAUCACGCUGAGAUGGGCGCUCAUCAGCUGUCGUCUGCUUCAUCCCAGGAAGGACUUGAUGGUGGAAAUUCAGUGCCUGAUGAUUGUAAAGGAAAAUAUCAUGAAAGAAAGAUGUCAGCAGAUGCUCUGAACAGA